This is a messenger RNA of Pectinophora gossypiella (pink bollworm), 1414 nucleotides long. RefSeq names its product uroporphyrinogen decarboxylase (gene Urod). Gene Ontology annotation, molecular function: uroporphyrinogen decarboxylase activity. The transcript has 7 exons. The coding region runs from base 147 to 1223 and encodes 358 amino acids. Gene Ontology annotation, cellular component: cytosol. Lineage: Eukaryota; Metazoa; Arthropoda; Insecta; Lepidoptera; Gelechiidae. Gene Ontology annotation, biological process: heme biosynthetic process. The record is from RefSeq and is a predicted model, not a curated record.
AAAACUGAUUAUUUUGUGAAAGUUUCAGAACAUUCAGCUUAGCAGUUCUGUAUAUUUCACCGAAAUUGUAGAUUAUCAUUUUUGUUAUACGUUCUAGAACUCUUUAAAAUAUCCUGUACAUUAAGUGAUAUUGAUAUACAGGCAAUAUGAACUUCACCAACAAGAAUUUCCCGGCGUUGAAGAAUGAUCGAUUAUUGCGGGCGGCUCGUGGACAAGAAGUAGAUAAGGUACCAGUUUGGGUGAUGCGGCAAGCCGGCAGAUAUUUACCAGAAUUUCAAGAAGUACGAGCAAAACACGAUUUUUUCACCGUGUGCCGUACUCCGGAACUAGCGUGUGAAGUCACGCUUCAACCGUUAAGAAGAUAUGAUCAUUUAGAUGCUUCUAUUAUAUUCAGUGACAUACUUGUUAUACCACAAGCUCUUGGCAUGACAGUGGAAAUGCAUCCUGGGAAGGGCCCAGUUUUCCCAAACCCACUAAAUGAUCCAAUGGAAAUAGAUGGCCUGAAGGAAGAUGGUGCUGUAUCAAGAUUGCUAUAUGUCGGGGAUGCCAUUACACUGACAAGGCAUAAGAUAGAGGGCAAAGUUCCAUUGAUCGGUUUCACAGGGGCACCAUUCACUCUAAUGGGAUACAUGAUUGAAGGUGGAGGAAGUCAAAACAUGCAGAAAACCAAAGAAUGGCUAACAAAGUUCCCUAAAGAUGUUCACAAACUUCUUAGUCUGUUGACUAGAGUUAUCAUUGAUUAUUUAGUUAUGCAGGUAGACAGUGGUGCUCAGUUGCUUCAAGUAUUUGAAUCUAGUGCUGACCACCUCACAAGGGAAAUGUUUGCUGAAGUGUCUGCUCCUUACCUCAAAGAGAUCAGAGAUGGUGUUCGGAAGCAGAUUGAAGAGAAAAAAUUAGAGCAAGUUCCCAUGACUGUUUUUGCCAAAGGCGGUGGACAUUCCUUAGAUGUACAGGCGACACUAGGUUACGAAACGUUAGGUCUAGAUUGGACAGUAGACCCAGUGGAGGCGAGGAAGAUUGUUGGAGAUAACAUAACCCUGCAGGGAAACCUGGACCCUCAAGAUUUGUAUAAAACUCCAGAAGAAAUACGCCAGCUAACACUAGAUAUGGUGCGUAAAUUCGGCAAGACUCGCUAUGUCGCUAACUUAGGACAUGGAAUCACUCCGCAGACGCCACUGGAAAGCAUGACGGCAUUCACCGACGCAGUUCAUGAAGCCUUAUAAUCUUUGUUGUUAUUGUUACAAUUACAGUAUAUUUCUGUUGUAUUUUUACUGGGAAAAUGUGGGAAAGUCUAAUGUUAUUAUUGGGGAAUAAUAUGUUAUUUGUUAUGUAAGAACAACACAAUUUAAUUGCAUGUUACAUUAUACUGGGUAAAUUAAGAAAUCACUUAUAAUAAAUUAAAUUUCACAUUGAG